This is a messenger RNA of Trichoplax adhaerens, 1092 nucleotides long. RefSeq lists its product as uncharacterized. NCBI's taxonomy places the organism in Eukaryota, Metazoa, Placozoa, Uniplacotomia, Trichoplacea, Trichoplacidae. The record is from RefSeq and is a predicted model, not a curated record. The coding region runs from base 1 to 1092 and encodes 363 amino acids. The transcript has 2 exons.
AUGGAUCUUAAAUUCACCGAUUGUACAACUUUCUCAUUAGGCUUUAAUCCAGUUAAGCAAAAAUCUGAAGGCAACGUUGAAAUGAUUCAAUCCAAUAAAGAAGGUCAAGAUUAUCAAGACCCAAUUAUUAGUAAAUUUAGUAGCAGAAGUCGUACGGAAGGAAUAGAUCAUCUAAUAUCUUGUAACUCAAGUAUAUCAGCAAGUUAUCUACCGCCUAAAAUAACUUCAACAAUCUGUCAAAAUAAUUAUAUUGUUAAUAAUCCAUCGACUACAGAUCUUUCUCAACAAGGUUUAAACGAAUUGUAUCAAACCAGACAUAAUUCUGAGUUGAAACAAUCUAUUAGCGACGAUUUAAAUCAAGAUAAUGUUAAAGAUCAUGACAUUAACGAAUCUCUUCUUCCAAGCGAACACUACAGUAUCAUCAAUCCUUGUUCUAUACCAAGCAGCAUGAGCAUAAUAUCAAAUUUUGGUACAUGGAAAAAUUAUCUGGGCUAUACAACGAAAGAAAAUACUCUUCAGUUUUUUGUAUAUACAUUGCAAGCGUUAAUAACUCAAUUUGAAAGUAAUACCGAUGCUGCAUCCUAUUUGCAAGAUAAUCUACAUCAAUAUACCAUUAGUUGUAAUCGAUAUCAUUAUGAUGCGAUAAAUGCUGCGGUUGUAAUAUUGACUGGGCGGAACAGUAUCAAUUUCAAUCAUCAUAUUGGUAAUUCUACGUGUAGGGUUGGAAUUAUGCCCUUAACGGGCCACUUUAAAAUUUUUAUUCAAUUUUAUAACAAAUUUCUUAAGCAAUUAUAUCCACUUAAAACAGCUAUAUAUCGUAAAAAGGUAAAAAGUAAAGGUAAAAAAUCCUACUUGGUUGAAGUAGUCGCAAAUCUCCAUUUAUGUUGUUUUCGAAAACGAUGUAAAUUAACUAGUUUAAUUGAUCAUUUGAAAUAUGAUUUACGGAAUUUUGUUGAUCCUUAUUUACCAACUAUCCGCGCUCAUCUUGUAUCUAUCAAGAUGAAUAAUCCAGAAUUAAGACAAGUAAUGAUUAAUCAUGAGCUGUUUACGCGCUCGGAAAGAGAAAAUAUGCUGUAUAAUAUAUUAAAUUGA